Molecule: messenger RNA, 997 nt
Organism: Hydractinia symbiolongicarpus
Lineage: Eukaryota; Metazoa; Cnidaria; Hydrozoa; Anthoathecata; Hydractiniidae
Exons: 3
Coding region: 6-503 (165 amino acids)
Source: RefSeq, a predicted model, not a curated record
ACGAGAUGGAAAACAUGAGUGGUAAAAGCAAGCCUGGAAUAUGUGGUUUAUUAUUGAUUAUAAUCCAUGGUAUUUCUUCCGUAACUCUUAUCAUAAUUGGCGGUAUGCAUGGCACCAAAUGUUCAGGGGAAACUUUUAUGGACAUAUUACUCGUCAUCACUGGUGUAUCAAUGGUAUUAACGCUACCUUCUGUUACUUCUGUUUACAUCACCACCGCAAGUAAAAUUGUAACGACUGCUACACUUAUAAGCAUAGUUGUAUUGGAUGGAGUUAUUAUCGGCAUUAUUAUAUGGGAAAGCUACUGGAAACGAAUCAACAUUAAAGACAAAAUUAGCUGUCGAUAUAAUACUAUGUUCGUCUUCUUUGCAUUUCAAAUAAUGUGCUUACUUUGUCUGUACCUGGUCGAGGAAGUUAAAAUCAUUAUGGCGAAAGUUUUGGAGGAGGCAAGGAAAUCUAGAAAUCCAACAGAGAAAAAGACUAGAAGGGUGUUGCAAAGUGCCUGAACUUGUUUUUUAUCAAUUACAUAUACCGCAGUACCAAUUGCAGUUAAGCAAAAUAUACAACUGGCAACUUGCUCCCCUUCUUUUCCUGUGACACUGUUGCUCUGAGAAUGAAUCAAAGUUUAAAAGUAUGGUCCUGAAAGACAGCGUUUGGUUACUGCCCAUCGAAAAUAACGGAUAUUGAAUAAAGCAAUUAAAUUUCUCUUGCUUGUAAAAACGGUUUUAUUUUCUUUUUCCAGAAUUACAGAAUUUAGCAAAAUUUAAGCUUUUGUAAAACACACUUUUAAAAAAUACCGAAAUGAACUGGAACAAACCCAACAUUUGAUGUUAGGAGCAUUUAUAGGAAUAUGGACGUUUAUUGUUUUUUUUGUCGAAAUAAAGGUAAUUUUUUGAGACGGGUGCUUUAACACAUGCUUUAUCUUUCACGUCUACUUCAUUUACUUCAAAGGUGUUCACACAAUACUUUUGUCUGAUUCUGCUUGUGUUUCAUAGAUGUU